UCCACUGUACACCAGCCUGGACAACAGAAUGAGACCCUGUCUCAAAAAAAAAAAAAAAAUUAAAUGUUUUGAUUAUACAAGGAAAAUGAACAUUCAUGUAUUAAAGCUUCAUGUUUUAUGAACAAAAUUGACUUUGCAGGCAGGAGAGCGUUUUCUGGGGGCACCAGAAGCAGGGAACUUUCUUUGUCCAUUGGAUGCAGGGAUGCCCACUAUCCCUCCACUAUCUUCCCGUCAUAGCCCUGUCUGGCGUCUUUUGUCCCUGACAAAACCUACAAAAAGUGAAUUUCACACUUCAGGCUGCGUGCAUUUGAAGAGCGAUAAGAUAACAUUUUUUCACUUCCAGCUACCAGUGGACAUCUGCUGGGGUGGGCUGCAUGGAAUCUGAAAUAAUGUCUAAAUACUGAAGCGACCCUCUACACUAGAGACUGAUAUACAGCUGACACCGACCCCCGCGGAAUUGAAAAUCAUCGUAUUACUUUUGACUCCCCCAGACCUUAACUACUAAUAGCCGACUGUUGCCCGGAAGCCUUAUGAAGUUGCCCAAAAGCCUUAUGAAUUACAUAAACUCCCAAUCGAUUAACAUUUUGUAGGAUAUAUGCAUGAUAUACGCAUAACACAUAUAUAUAUGAUUACACAUUUUGUAUGAUACAUGCAUUAUAUAUAUUUUAGUGUAAGAACUAUACUUAUACUAAAACAGACUAGAGAAAGGGUAUCAGGAAAAUUGUAAGAGGCUCGUUGACAUUUCACCCAAUAAAAAAAGGAAAAUAAAAGAACAUGGAAGGGAAAAUACAUUUACUAAUCAUUAAGUGGAAGUGUAUCAUCAUAAAGGUCUUCAUCCUUGUGUUCUUCACGCUAGGCAAGAGAAUGAGGUGGGGCUGAUCUUGUCUCUGGGGCAAGAGGUGGGGGAGCUAAAGGAGCACACUCGAAGUAACGUUUAUUGGGAGAAAAAAAAAAAAAAGCCUACGUGUAAAUGGACCCGCACAGCUGAAACCUGUGUUGUUCAAGUGUCAACCUACUUAAGACCUCAAACACCGAAGCCCCUCAGUCACCCUGGAGGGCGGCAGACUCAGUUUCCUAGCGCUCCCAGCAGUCUGCACACAAGGUGCCGUCUGCCGCAGCCUUGGGGAGACUACAUUUCCCAGAAAGCUUUGCGUCGAGCGGCAGUACUUUGAUCCAAUGAAAAUCCAAGACGGGCAUUUCCGUGUGGGCGUGCCCCUCAGGGCGGGACUUCUGGCGUGUUGGCAGCGGUCAUUUUGGCUGCCCUCCGGUCCGUUCUAUCCGUCAGCCUCGUUAGUGUGCCUCUUCGGCAUCGAAGUGACGGACCGCGAAGGCGCGAGAGUCAGGUCUGAGGGUCGGGGCAGAGCCGCCCGCGAGGCCUGCCUGGGGAUAGCGGUGCUCGUGUUCCCCCCCUCGUCGCCCGCAGCUCCCGGUCCAGCUCCGUCCACAGACUCGGAUGGCGACCGCACUGAGGGACCCUUCUCCGGUUCCCAUAGCUACAGAGGUACUUUUCAAGCUUACACAGGGAAGUGUGACCUUUGAAGAUGUGGCCGUGUACUUCUCCUGGGAGGAAUGGGAUCUCCUUGAUGAGGCUCAGAAACACCUGUACUUCGAUGUGAUGCUGGAGAACUUUGCACUUACAUCCUCCCUGGGUUGUUGGCAUGGAGUGGAGCAUGAGGAAACACCUUCUGAACAGAGAAUUUCUGUAGAAGGAGUGCCACAGUUCAGGACUUCCAAAGAAGGUUCAUCUUCCCAGAAUGCCUACUCCUGUGAAAUAUGUGGCCUGGUCUUGAGAGAUAUUUUGCACUUGGCUGAACACCAAGGAACAAACUGUGGGCAGAAACUACACACAUAUGGAAAACAAUUCUACAUCAAUGCAGAUCUUCAACAGCACCAGAGGCAGCACAUUAAAGAGGCACCUUUCACAAGUUAUGUGGACACAGCCUCAUUUACAAAGAGCUGCACAGUCCAUGUGUCGGAGAAGCCCUUCACCUGUAGGGAGAUCAGGAAAGACUUCCUGGCCAACAUGAGGUUUCUCCAUCAAGAGGCCACUCAAACAGGGGAGAAGCCAAAUAACAGUAACAAGUGUGUGGUGGCCUUUUACAGUGGGAAAAGUCAUCGCAACUGGGGAAAAUACAGUAAAGCCUUUAGCCACACAGACACACUUGUUCAGGACCAGAGAAUCCUCACUAGAGAAGGGCUUUUUGAGUGCAGCAAAUGUGGGAAAGCAUGUACGCGAAGAUGUAACCUCAUUCAGCACCAGAAAGUCCACAGUGAAGAAAGGCCUUAUGAAUGCAACGAAUGUGGAAAAUUCUUUACCUACUACUCCAGUUUCGUUAUACAUCAAAGAGUUCAUACUGGAGAAAGGCCUUAUGUGUGCCCUGCAUGUGGGAAAUCCUUUAGUCAGAUCUACAGCCUCAAUAGCCAUAGGAAAGUUCACACUGGAGAAAGGCCUUAUGAAUGCAGCGAAUGUGGGAAAUCUUUUAGCCAAAGGUCCAACCUCAUGCAGCAUCGCAGAGUUCACACUGGAGAAAGACCUUAUGAAUGCAGUGAAUGUGGGAAAUCUUUUAGCCAAAACUUCAGCCUCAUUUACCACCAGAGAGUUCACACUGGAGAAAGACCUCAUGAGUGCAAUGAGUGUGGAAAAUCCUUUAGCCGAAGCUCCAGCCUCAUUCACCACCGGAGACUUCACACUGGAGAAAGACCCUAUGAGUGCAGUAAAUGUGGGAAAUCGUUUAAGCAAAGCUCCAGCUUCAGUUCACAUCGGAAAGUCCACACAGGGGAAAGGCCUUAUGUGUGUGGGGAAUGUGGGAAAUCCUUUAGCCAUAGCUCCAACCUUAAGAACCACCAGAGGGUUCACACUGGAGAAAGGCCUGUUGAGUGCAGUGAAUGUAGCAAAUCCUUUAGCUGUAAAUCUAACCUCAUUAAACACCUGAGAGUUCACACUGGAGAAAGGCCUUAUGAGUGCAGUGAAUGUGGGAAAUCCUUUAGCCAAAGUUCUAGCCUCAUUCAACACCGGAGAGUUCACACUGGAAAAAGGCCUUAUCAGUGCAGUGAAUGUGGGAAAUCCUUUGGCUGCAAAUCUGUCCUCAUUCAACACCAGAGAGUUCACACUGGAGAAAAGCCUUAACUGUACUGAGAAUAUGCAAUUUCCUUUUAGUGUAAUUAUACUGAAGGAGUACACCUGUGAGAGAGACAAGUACCUGAACUGGAAGCCCCAACAUCUAAGGAUAUACAGUGGGCAGAUUCCCCUUAAGUUCCAGGUAUGUGUUACACUUUCUAACCUGCCAUUUAGAAAGUGUUAGACUUUCUCACCUGCCAUAUAUGGCUCUUGCCAUUUAUGUCACUGACAGUUUCUGAGGCAGAAGCCGUAUCACAUCUACCACCUGUGAGGUCCACGUAAUGUGCACCAUUUACCUCCUGAACCUGCUGAAGGAAGCAGACCUCUGUUUCUCCCCAUUUGCUAGAAGAAAUCAUGAAUAGUCUGAGUCUUCCUCUCUGACAAGUUAGGGCAUGGACUUGACCCAGCUUUGUGCCAGAGAACCCAAUAUGAGUGUUGUUGGCAGCUUGCCAAGAAGGACUCUUCUUUCAAGACAUGUUGGUUUCAUGUGACACCUCCAUGGAUUUUUUCCAGCCUCUCAGUCACCAACUUUGGAACUGCUUGCCUCACAUCGCUUUGUUUUUUACAAUAAUAAAGGCAUUAUUAUUUAAGCUA
Chlorocebus sabaeus (green monkey) is the source of this 3712-nucleotide messenger RNA. It is a transcript of the gene ZNF134, whose product is annotated as zinc finger protein 134. Gene Ontology annotation, molecular function: RNA polymerase II cis-regulatory region sequence-specific DNA binding; DNA-binding transcription factor activity, RNA polymerase II-specific. Gene Ontology annotation, biological process: regulation of transcription by RNA polymerase II. Lineage: Eukaryota; Metazoa; Chordata; Mammalia; Primates; Cercopithecidae. The record is from RefSeq and is a predicted model, not a curated record.